AUUUUUAGUUUUGUUUGGGUCUCCAACUGCUUCUGACGUGUCUACAUCGAUAAAACUACACCUUAUCGCUUGAUCCUGAGCCUGGAUACAAGUUUACUAAUGGCAUGCACCUUUGAAAUAAUUGGCCUCGGCUGCGUCGUUGCGCUCAUUUUGAGCAUUGCAGCCAAGGCACCUUAUCAGACGAGGUUGAUUAUUGUGAUGUUUGGAGCGGGUGUAUCUGUACUGAUAUGUCUACCAUUUAUGCUCCUGCGUCCGCGCGACUAUCGGAACGGGCUUGUCCCAUCCUGGUUAUUCGUUCAGAUAUGCAAGCUAAUGGGUAUUACGAUGGAGGUGCGUGGUACGGAGAACGUAAAAAGUGAACAUGGCAGCGUUGUUCUAAUGAAUCACCAGAGUGCUUUGGACUUGUGCAUGCUUGGACAUCUGUGGCCGGUGAUUGGCAGGGCAACUGUUGUGUCCAAAAGGGAAAUUCUUUAUAUUCCCUUCUUUGGGGUUGGCGCAUGGCUGUGGGGCACUUUGUUUAUUAACCGGUCACGGAAGACCGACUCUAUUAAUUCGCUGCAAAAGGAGGCGAUAGCAAUUAAAGAGCUCAACUGCAAGAUUUUAGUAUUUCCAGAAGGCACACGCAACUCCAAGGAUACCCUGCUGCCAUUCAAGAAGGGCUCCUUUCACAUUGCCCUCCAAAGCAAGUGCACAAUACAGCCGGUGGUUAUGUCGAAAUACGAGUUCUAUGAUGAAAAGACGAACGGUUUCCGACCCGGCCAUGCAAUCAUACAAAUACUGCCCGAGAUAUCAACGGAUGGCUAUAAAAAGGAAGAUAUGGACAAGCUGAUCGAGCAUUGUCGCUCGGUUAUGCAGGAGGAAUUCACAAGGCUGACUAAGGAGAGACUCGCCUUGAAUGCGAAAAAACAUUCGUAGAAUAUUAUUUAUGUAAUAUAAGAUUGAACUCAAGUACACUAAUUGUCGUUACUUUUAACUGAGCCAAACAAUAUGCUUGAUAUUGUGAAAAUCAAAAGAAGAUAUUUAUGUAUAUAUAUAUAUAACGGAUUUAAAUUGAUUUAUUAGUGUUAAGUUUAAUGGAUAACAAUACAACAUAAAUACCGCUUGAGCCUA
Messenger RNA from Drosophila grimshawi, 1110 nucleotides. RefSeq names its product 1-acyl-sn-glycerol-3-phosphate acyltransferase alpha (gene Agpat2). The record is from RefSeq and is a predicted model, not a curated record. Gene Ontology annotation, biological process: phosphatidic acid biosynthetic process. The coding region runs from base 100 to 915 and encodes 271 amino acids. Gene Ontology annotation, cellular component: membrane; endoplasmic reticulum. The transcript is spliced from 3 exons. Gene Ontology annotation, molecular function: 1-acylglycerol-3-phosphate O-acyltransferase activity. NCBI's taxonomy places the organism in Eukaryota, Metazoa, Arthropoda, Insecta, Diptera, Drosophilidae.